AGUCCCGUUGUACGACAGCGCGGCCGUUCGCUUUGCGGCGGCCAUGGCGGCCCGGUUCAGCGGGGUGCUGCAGCUGACGGAGCUGGACGAUUUCAUCGCUCCCUCGCAGGAGUGCAUCAAGCCCGUCAAAGUGGACAAAAAGGCUGGAAAAGCAGCAGCCAAGAUCCGAAUCGAAGCUGAUGGAAGCUAUUUCCAGGUCAAUCAGGAUGGGGAAGCGCAAAAGCUGGAGAAGGCCAAAAUCACCCUGAACGAUUGCCUGGCCUGCAGUGGCUGCAUCACCUCUGCCGAGAGUGUUCUGGUCAGCCAGCAGAGCCACGAGGAGCUCUGCAGGGUGCUGGCCCUCAACAAGGCUGCUGCUGCCCACGAGCAGAAGGUGGUGGUGGUUUCUGUCUCACCCCAGUCCAGAGCCUCCCUGGCUGCAAGGUGCAAGCUGGGGCUGCUGGAGACAGCGCAGAAGCUGAGCGCGUUCCUCAAGAGCCUGGGUGUGCACUACGUGUUCGACACGACCUUCUCCAGGAACUUCAGCCUCCUGGAGAGCCAGCGCGAGUUCCUGGGACGCUUCCACAGACAAGCAGAGGACAAAAGGGCUCUGCCCAUGCUGGCCUCCGCCUGCCCAGGUUGGAUCUGCUACGCCGAGAAGACCCACGGCAGCUUCAUCAUCCCCCACAUCAGCACCACCAAAUCCCCCCAGCAGGUGAUGGGCUCCUUGGUCAAGGGCUACUUUGCAGAGCAGAAGCACCUGCCCCCCGACAGGAUCUACCACGUCACAGUCAUGCCCUGCUAUGACAAAAAGCUGGAGGCCUCCAGGCCAGACUUUUUCAACCAGGAAUACCAGACCAGGGAUGUGGAUUGUGUCAUCACCACGGGAGAAGUGCUGAAGCUGCUGGAGCAAGAAGGAGUGUCCCUGCCAGAUGUGGAUCCUUCUCCUCUGGACACCGUGCUCGGCGGCGCGGAGGAGGAGCUGGGCACGCACGGCGGCGGCGGCUCGGGCGGCUUCCUGGAGCACACCUUCAGACACGCAGCCCGGGAGCUCUUCGGGAUCCACGUGGGCUCCAUCCGCUACAAACCCCUCAAGAACAAGGACUUCCAGGAGGUGACCCUGGAGAGGGAUGGAGAGGUCCUGCUCCAGUUUGCUCUGGCCUAUGGAUUCAGGAACAUCCAGAACCUGGUGCAGAAGCUGAAACGAGGGAAGUGUCCCUAUCACUACGUGGAGGUGAUGGCCUGUCCCUCAGGCUGUUUGAAUGGAGGAGGGCAGAUCAAACUGGAGGGGGAAUCCAGCAAGGAGGAGCUGCAGCAGGUGGAGAGGCUGUACCAAUCCCCCAGGGCUGAGAUCCCGGAGGAGAACCAGGCAGUGAGGGAGCUCUACCAGCGCUGGCUGGGCGGCUGGGCCUCGGGGAGGGCUCAGGAGGUGCUGCACACGCGGUACCACGCCGUGGAGAGAGAAAACUCUGCCCUCAACAUCAAGUGGUGAGGGCUGCCCGGCCCACCAGACCCUCAGUGCCUUCUGAGCUCGGAUUUCUGAUUCUUCGCUGUGCCAUUCCUGCCUCCGGGAGCGUGCCUGGCACUGCUGAUUCCUGCAGCUGGAGGAUGAGGUGAGGGGGAUAAACCCCAAAGUCUGACAGGAGACGCAGCGGGAGAGGCAGAAACGCAUCCCAGGCUGGUGGGACAGACCCUGCGCCGCUCCAGUUCCUGCCAGAAGUGAGGGGUUGAAGGAUUUCAAUGAGCUCCGGGCUGGGCUUUGUGCCACACCCCGAUAUUCCUCCCCCGGGCCUUGCUGGGUCGUCACAGCACCCAGUCCUGUGGCUGCCUCUGCUGGCACAGCCUCAUUCCAUCGGGAAUGCUGGGAAUCCAUCAUUCCAUCAGUCAGGAGGCCUGGCGUUGUCCCAGCUCAGUGCCCUGACGGGUCUGUGCCUCGGAGAGGGGGAUCCAAACCCUGGCACCAUCCCUGGGGCUGCUGGGCAGGGACUGGAGAGACUGCUGCACAAAACCCUCGUGAUUCCUUUCCCUUAAAUGAUGAUAAUUUAUACCAAGGGCAAUUUCAUCUCUCUCUUUUCUUCCUAAUCACACAGCAGGGAGUCAGGGCGUUGUGACGCUUGCCCACCCUCAGCAGCCGCUUCCUGAGGGAUAAUAUCCCUAAAUCCAGGCAAAGCAGGCACUUACUGACGGAUAACACCCCGAAAUUCCCACAAAAUAAUUCCUGACCUUGGGGCUGGCAGGAACCAAAGCCUCCCCUGCGCUUCACCCCGGUGAACCCACGGAGCAAACGGUGAUUUUCACGUUUUUAAUGCAAAGCUUUCCAUUCCUCAGCCGUGGCUGGUCAUUAAUGACCUCACAGUGUUCCAAGGCAUCGAGCUCCCCCCGCUGCAAAUCGGUGCUUCCAGGGAAUUCCCUUUUUCCAUGCAGGGAUUUGGCUGAAUCCCUGGGAAAUGUGGGCAGGGAGAGGCCCCAGCCUGGAGUCAGCCCAGAAAUGCACAAUCAGUUGAAGCUAAAUUAGCUGGAAAUGAAAUCAAAUAAUAAAGGAACUGGUCACACCCCCAGGAUCCCUGUUCUGGCACCAGGAAUUUCUCCCAGCUUGGAGGUGUGGAGCAGGCUCAGGGCUGCUUCAAACCCACAGGAGCCCCCAGGACAAAUAAAAUCCCAAAGGAACACGCAGGGAACAUCCACAACUCCAGCAUUUCAUGGCAGCUGAGGAAUUCAGGCCACGGUACCAAGGGAGAUUUUGCAGCUGGAUAAAUUAAAAGGAAAUCAAAACUAUAACUUAAUAAAAGGGGGAAAAAAAAGGAAAAACCUUGGUCCGGUUUGUAGCACAGGAAAAAAGCCCCAAACCAGACUCCAGUGGCAACAAAGACGUU
Messenger RNA from Hirundo rustica (Barn swallow), 2852 nucleotides. RefSeq names its product cytosolic iron-sulfur assembly component 3 (gene CIAO3). Gene Ontology annotation, molecular function: 4 iron, 4 sulfur cluster binding. Gene Ontology annotation, biological process: iron-sulfur cluster assembly. The record is from RefSeq and is a predicted model, not a curated record. Gene Ontology annotation, cellular component: cytosolic [4Fe-4S] assembly targeting complex. The coding region runs from base 44 to 1471 and encodes 475 amino acids. Lineage: Eukaryota; Metazoa; Chordata; Aves; Passeriformes; Hirundinidae. The transcript is spliced from 11 exons.